GACCUGUGCAACAGCCUCUCGAGGAUCGAAUCUUCACUCCUGCUGUCUCGGCAGUGUACAGCACGGUAACACAAGUAGCAAGACAGCCGGGACCCCCGACCCCUUCCCCUUACUCAGCACAUGAAAUAAACAAGGGGCAUCCAAAUCUUGCGGCAACGCCCCCGGGACAUGCAUCGUCCCCUGGACUCUCUCAAACCCCUUAUCCCUCUGGACAGAAUGCAGGUCCAACCACGUUGGUAUACCCUCAAGCUCCUCAGACAAUGAAUUCACAACCUCAGACCCGUUCUCCGUUUUUCCAGAGGCCUCAAAUACAGCCUCCUAGAGCUACCAUCCCGAACAGCAGUCCUUCCAUUCGUCCUGGUGCACAGACACCCACUGCAGUGUAUCAGACCAAUCAGCACAUCAUGAUGGUUAACCACCUGCCCAUGCCGUACCCAGUGCCCCAGGGUCCUCAGUACUGUAUACCACAGUACCGUCAUAGUGGCCCUCCGUAUGUUGGGCCCCCACAGCAGUAUCCUGUUCAGCCACCAGGGCCAGGUCCUUUUUAUCCUGGACCGGGACCUGGGGACUUCCCCAGUGCUUAUGGAGCGCCUUUUUACCCAAGUCAGCCAGUGUAUCAGUCAGCACCUAUCAUAGUGCCUACGCAGCAGCAGCCCCCUCCAGCCAAGAGAGAGAAAAAAACAAUAAGAAUUCGAGAUCCAAACCAGGGAGGUAAAGACAUAACAGAGGAGAUUAUGUCUGGAGGUGGCAGCAGAAAUCCUACUCCACCCAUAGGCAGACCCACAUCCACACCUACUCCUCCUCAGCAGCUGCCCAGCCAGGUCCCUGAGCACAGCCCUGUGGUUUAUGGGACUGUGGAGAGCGCUCAUCUUGCUGCCAGCAUCCCUGUCACUGCAGCUAGCGACCAGAAGCAAGAAGAGAAGCCAAAACCAGAUCCAGUGUUAAAGACUCCUUCCCCAGUCCUUAGGCUAGCCCUUAGUGGAGAGAAGAAAGAACAAGCAGGCCAGACAUCUGAGGUUACUGCAGUAGAAGCCAUACCAGAGCUUACUCUGCCUCCAUCGCCUGCCACUCUUCCUCCACUUGCUGGAAGUACAGUUGCCUCCCCCACCCCUGCUGCUCUUAGCAGCCAGCCAGUAUUCACCACUGCUGCCGAUGACAGAUGUGAACUCUCUUCCUCAAAAGAAGACACAAUUCCUAUACCCAGCCCCACAUCUUGCACAGAAGCAUCAGAUCCUUCACCAACAGAUGAAAUUGACGAUGAUAUAUGCAAGAAAUCUUGUAGUGUAGCACCUAAUGAUAUUCCGCUGAUUUCUAGUACUAACCUAAUUAAUGAAAUGAAUGGAGUUAGUGAAAAAUUACCAGCCACGGAAAGCAUUGUGGAAAUAGUAAAACAGGAGGUGUUGCCAUUGACUCUUGAAUUGGAGAUUCUGGAAAAUCCCCCAGAAGAAAUGAAAGUGGAGAGUGUUGCAACUCCUGUCGCCCCUUCCACAGUUCCCUCCGUUUCUCCGUCUCCUCCAACUCCUCCAGCUUCUCCUCCUCCCACACCAGUCAUUGUUCCUGCGGCUGCCUCUAACGUUAGUACUGCUAGUGGUCCCACCGCAGUUCAGAGAGUCUUAGAAGAGGACGAGAGCGUAAGAACUUGCCUUAAUGAAGAUGCAAAAGAGAUUCAGAACAAAAUAGAGGUAGAAGCAGAUGGGCAAACAGAAGAGAUUAUGGACUCUCAGAACUUAAGUUCAAGAAAGAGCCCAGUCCCAGAAACAUCAAAUGAAUGCUGUAAUUCCUAGUCUGAUUUCUUCGUUGGUGUGUUUAUGUUUUAGUGCAUCCAGCAAAGAGUACUCCGUUGUCUAAAAAUGCAAAUGAAAUUUCAAAUAUACAAAAUGCCUCCAAGGUAUAUGUCAC
Molecule: messenger RNA, 1899 nt
Organism: Lipotes vexillifer (Yangtze River dolphin)
Lineage: Eukaryota; Metazoa; Chordata; Mammalia; Artiodactyla; Lipotidae
Gene: EIF4G3
Product: eukaryotic translation initiation factor 4 gamma 3
Exons: 10
Coding region: 261-1784 (507 amino acids)
Source: RefSeq, a predicted model, not a curated record